CUCAUCUAACGUUUUUCUCCAAAGGAUAAACAACCUGUUUACAUUUAAAAGGAAAAAAAAGAACGGGGAAAGCUGCUACAACUUGGGAGAAAUGACUUCAUUCAAUCCAAAUAUCAGUAACGUAACUCCAGAGAUUGACGAUGACCAGCCUCGAGAUCACAACCUGGUGAAAGUUGAAAUAGCCCUUCUAGGCAUUAUUUUCUUUAGUGCUGGCAUCCUUAACUCCGCGCUUUUGUUUGUACUGUGGAAGAGAAGGAAACAGCUUUCCAGAAUGCGCGUCUUCGUCUUUCACCUCUGCUUGGCGGAUUUGGUGGUUGCGUUUUUCCAAGUGUGUCCGCAGCUCAUGUGGGACAUCACGGACCGGUUCAUAGGACCCGACCUGUUGUGCCGGUUUGUGAAGUAUAUGCAAAUAGUUGGCAUGUUCUCGUCUACCUACAUGAUCGUGGUGAUGACUAUUGACCGCUAUCAGGCCAUCUGCAACCCCAUGGUCACGUUCCAGAGAGGCCGAGCGCGCUUGAAUAUCCCUGUUUGCGUGGCUUGGGCUAUAUCGCUCGUCGGGGGCAUUCCUCAGAUCUUCAUCUUUUCCCGGGUUCAAGUCGCUCCUGGUGUGUUUGACUGCUGGGCUGAAUUCAUAAAGCCUUGGGGACUAAAAACCUACGUGACAUGGACGACACUAGUCAUUUUUGUACUACCCGUUUUCACUUUGAUUGUGUGCCAGGUGCGCAUCUGCAGAGCCAUACAGAUAAACCUGUACACCAAGACACACCAGGAAGUCGAAUCCGCGGUAACCAACGCACCUGCUUCCAGGGCCAGUAGCGUGGUGGGGGUGUCCAAAGCAAGAAUAAAGACCGUGAAGAUGACCGUGGUGAUUGUGCUGGCGUACAUAAUCUGCUGGGCUCCGUUCUUCACGGUUCAGCUCUGGUCCGUAUGGGACGCGAAUGCACCCACUGAAAACGCGACUUUCACCAUCCUGAUGCUUUUGGCCAGUCUGAACAGUUGCGCCAACCCCUGCAUCUACCUGCUAUUCAGCGGGCAACUGCCGAAGAGACUGGUGAUGUUACUGUGCAGGAAUCAGUCCAAGCUAAAACAUUCCAUUCCCGACGAAGGCACAAUGGUCAGCUCUCUCUACACGAGCUUCAAGAUCGCGUCGGAAUCGAGAUAAAUUGUGCUGUGAGACACGCUCUUUUUGCAAGCUCGCUCCUUCCAUAAAGAGCUGCGGGAGUAUGGUUUGAAACAGCACCACGACACUACUGUUAAUCACAAGCAGGCACGUUCUCUAUUUCCAUUCAUGAGUUGUACAUCGAGGACCAUGCGCAGGCGUAAUGCUGUAUGACGAAUUAUUAUUAUUAUUAUUAUUAUUAUUAUUAUUAUUAUUGUUGUUGUUGUUGUUGUUGUUGUUAUUGUUGUUGUUGGCCACAAAGGACAGCAUCGUUAUCUGUGUAAUUAAUGUCGAUCACGUUGCAAAUAUACCGAUGCGUCCUGUGCAAAAGGCAUGGCGGAGACGGUGAUAGCCUCAAAGCUAUCGACAAGGUCCAGGGCUGGUUGCGAAUUUGUAAAUAGCCUGAUCUUCUCCGUGCAAAACAUUGCCUUUGUUUAAGGCUAUGUGUAUGAUAAUAUAGUGUUGUAAUAAUAUAAUUCGACUGUGGAAUAAAGUUGGCUAAAGUGCAAACAUGCUUCUAU
Molecule: messenger RNA, 1680 nt
Organism: Anguilla rostrata (American eel)
Lineage: Eukaryota; Metazoa; Chordata; Actinopteri; Anguilliformes; Anguillidae
Product: vasopressin V2 receptor-like
Exons: 2
Coding region: 92-1162 (356 amino acids)
Biological process (GO): G protein-coupled receptor signaling pathway; positive regulation of vasoconstriction; regulation of systemic arterial blood pressure by vasopressin
Cellular component (GO): plasma membrane
Molecular function (GO): vasopressin receptor activity; peptide binding
Source: RefSeq, a predicted model, not a curated record